AUGGGAAACGCGACUUUUGAUGCUAUUUUGUUGAAGCCUGCCCUAGACCCGCCACCUGGUGUGGUGGCCGACUUUGCCAAUCCUGGUGGGAGCCACAAUCUUGGGUAUGGCAUCGUCAUCGCAACCUCUGCCAUAGCAUUCAUCGCCGUCGCAGCACGAUUGGUGAGUAGCUCCAUGGCUAAAAAGUUCGUCAUCGAAGACUUCUUGAUGGUUGCAGCAUUGGGCGUAUUCGCCGGAAAUCAAUACAUGACCUGGAACCUCUGCAGAUGGCCAGGUGUAUGGGUUCAUCAAUGGAACGUGGACAACAAGACACUCAUUGACUUCCUCCAUGGCUCGCAUCUGGGUGCUGUUUACUAUGGACCAGUCGCCAUGUGCAUAAAAGUCGCCAUCUUGGCUAAUUGGCUUCGCAUAUUCGUCCCAACAGGAACGCGCAACGCCUUCUACUGGACCCUCCAUGUGUUGAUCUGGACCAAUGUACUUUACUACACCAUUACGACCUUCACUGAAGUGUUCCGCUGCUGGCCGCGUGAGAAGAUCUGGAAUCCCUGGUUUGAAGGUGGCACGUGCUCUGUCGACGUGUUGGGACAGAAUCUCGCGACUAGUGUUCUGAACUUCAUCUCGGAUACAGUCAUCCUCGCUAUUCCACAAUGGGUGAUCUGGCAUCUGAAUAUGUCGCGCGACCAAAAAGUAGGCCUAUCCCUGCUCUUUGUCGUAGGUCUCGGGGCAUGGACCAUGGGGGUGGUGCGUACAGUAUAUUUCGUCAACUUACUCCACUCCGACGAUGUUACUUAUCAGAUGACUGGCGUCGCUUUAUGGACUAUCUGGGAGGUCACAACCGGUUUCCUUAUCAUGGGGAUACCCGCGUUUCCUCGGAUCGCCAAAGCUGUACCAGUACCGGAUGCCGUAUCAUCGUUUUUCCGCUCGUUGUCGAGCGGCAGCAGACAGAAUGGCUCAUCCAGACCAAAGAAAUGGCAGGUGAUGUACAAGCCGAAGUCUCGACAGCGUCGCAGCGUGUUUGAGGUUGAGAGCGAACUGAAUACGCACGACCUGUUGUCGACAAGCAGUGUUGAUGAUUCUAGAAGCAGAAGCGACGAUGUUCGGGACCCAGAGAUGGUACAUGACUCUACUGGAGCGUGGGUGCUCACACAUAGCAGUGAAGCUUACCAGCUGGCGAUGCACACGCUCGACCAGUACCGCGGCACCAUUGUCGUCUGCCGUUACUUCCCGCCACCAAUUCUUGCACGCCUAGAAUUGUUCGUAGACGUCCAAGCUCGAUUCAUCGAUUCUGUUGCACGAGUUGUGAUCUCUCAGCCUCAUCUACAGGUCGGAAUCACCGGGGAGCAUUCGAAGAACCCCACCUUCGUUCGUCUGGAUCACCUCGAUCUUCGCAACCACAUUCAAUGGAUUGAUGUAAAAGAUUUCGCCUCGUCACGGCAACAGUAUCUCAAGAUUGUGCAGGAUCAGCUUGACAUGAGAUUUGAAGACUUAUCGACUCGGCCGGGUUGGCGGGUGAUUGUCUUACAUCAGGCUGGGGCCGAAUCGAUGGAGGUGCUCUACGUCUGGAACCACCCACAUCACGAUGGCUCAAGUGGCAGAAUAUUUCACCAAAACUUGCUGCACCAACUCCGCGAAGCUUCUAAACAUGACAAGGAGCCAAUAAUCGAAGUUGCUAAGAAUUCGGAUAAGUGGAUUCUCAAUCUACCCGAUCCGACGGAUAGGCUACCACCGAAUCCGGAAAUUUUGUCUUCGUGGCCUGUAUCCCUAGGCUUCAUGCUACGGGAAGUCUGGAAAAGCCUGAAACCAGAAUGGAUCUUCCCGCCUGGCAACACGCAUGCACGCUGGGCUCCAGUCCAAGCAUCUCCUUACCGGACUCAGUUUCGCAACUUUGCAAUCGACAGUCAUUGUGUAACGAAAUUAGUAGAUGCUUGUCGUCAGCACCACACCACUCUCACAGGUCUUCUCCAGGCUCUUUGCCUAGUCUCACUUUCAACUGCGCUCCACGACGCAAGUGGCUUUGCAAGCAGAACACCGUACGACCUGCGACACAUUCUACCAUCCAACACUAAGCAGUACCCUUCGAUACAACCCAAAGAGCUCAUGUGUAACUACGUGUCAGUCGUUGAACACGAGUUCGGCUCUGACCUGGUCGAUUCAAUCCGCUCUCAAAUCCCAGUCACCUCUUCAGGAUCAAGAUUACCUCUAGAUGCGAUGAAUAUAGUGUGGUCUGUCUCUGCAAGAGUCCGCAAAGAGAUCAAGGCAAGAUUAGAGUCCGGCACACGCAACGAUCUGAUAGGUAUUAUGAAGCUAUGCCCCGACUGGAACAGCCAACAGCAAAGCGAGAUGCGCAGGACGAGGUAUCUGUCUUGGCUAGUUACCAACCUCGGUGUCAUCGACGGGGCAACUAGCGUCAGCGAUGGAGGUCAGGACGCCUGGUCGCUUCGUCGAGCCGAACUCAUCUUGAGUGCAGAGACACCUUCAGCUGCAUUCUCGGUGUCGAUCAUGACAGUCAAGGGUGGAGAGAUGUGUGUCACAUGUAGUUGGCAAGACUGCGUGGUUGAUACGGAACUUGGCGAGCGCUUGAUGAGCGACCUUCAACGAUGGUUGGAAGACAUCGGGUCGUGA
Alternaria burnsii is the source of this 2622-nucleotide messenger RNA. RefSeq lists its product as uncharacterized. Lineage: Eukaryota; Fungi; Ascomycota; Dothideomycetes; Pleosporales; Pleosporaceae. The transcript is spliced from 5 exons. The record is from RefSeq and is a predicted model, not a curated record. Gene Ontology annotation, molecular function: N-acetyltransferase activity. The coding region runs from base 1 to 2622 and encodes 873 amino acids.